CUACAUUUGAAAAUAGCAGUUGUUCAGGGAUGCACCAACGCACGCGAGCGCGCGCAAUAGAAGUCUUUUAUCAUACGGAACCCAAAUGUUCUCAUCUAAUACGUUAAUAAAAUAUUAAAUUUUGCCGGUUUCACUCAAGACCAUUUACAGUUGGUGAACGUAGGUGUGCUGUAGAAGCGUGAUGGCACAGCGUGUUACCGUGAAUGAGGCCGCUGGGCCUAAACGGACCGCCAGGGUUCGAGUAGCGGUGCGGCUGCGGCCCUACAUGGACAAACAAGACGAGAAAGGCGAAGGGCCCUGUGUCCGAGGACUUGGACCGCAGAUUCUGGAGAUAGUCAACUGGAGGAACGCCACUGAGACUCUCCGAUAUCAGUUUGACAUGUUCCAUGGAGAUCAGACGACUCAACAGGAAGUGUUCUUGUGUUCAGUGAAGCCUGUUAUCCCCCACAUUCUUAAUGGACAAAAUGCUAGUGUCUUCGCUUAUGGACCCACUGGAGCUGGAAAGACCCACACAAUGCUGGGCAGUCAGGAGCAACCGGGUGUGAUCCCCAGAGCGGUUCGUGAGGUUUUCCAACUGGUGCGCUCUCAAAUGAAAGACCAGGAUGAAUGGGAGUUUUCUGUAGGCAUGUCAUAUCUAGAAAUCUACAAUGAAAAGGUUUUGGACCUUUUGUCCCCUAACUCUCAGGAUCUGCCAAUCCGUGAAGACAAGGAUAAAAACAUCAUUAUUCCAGGCUUGACUCACACCCCCCUCUCAUCUUUCUCCGAUUUUCACACCCACUUUGUGCCAGCCAGUCUGAACCGGACCACAGCCUCCACCAAACUAAACCAGCGCUCCAGCCGCAGUCAUGCAAUCCUCCUCAUCAAGGUGGUGAAAUGUCAGCGUGUUCCUCCUCACCGACAGCAGACGGGGAAGUUGUAUCUUGUGGAUCUUGCUGGCUCUGAGGAUAACCGACGCACAGGAAACCAGGGCAUCCGCUUGAAAGAAAGUGGUGCCAUAAACUUGUCACUCUUCACCCUCAGCAAGGUUGUGGACUGUCUAAACACGGGGGCGGGGGGACGUGUGCCCUACAGGGACAGCAAGCUCACCCGUCUUUUACAGGACUCGCUAGGUGGUUCAGCUCAUUCAGUCAUGAUCACAAACAUUGCCCCUGAAUAUAAAUACUAUUUUGAUACAUUCACUGCCCUCAACUUUGCUGCCAAAUCCAAGCAAAUCAUCAACAAGCCAUUUGUCAGAGAGACAGUGAUGCCCCCCACGAAUGCUGCAGGAAAGAGGUCCAGAGAGGAACAAGAUGCUGGGGGAUCUGGAGAACCCCAGAAUAAGAGAGUGAAGGAAGGCAAGAAAGUGGAGCAGCCAUCACCCACACUCACACACCCCCAUAGCCCAGUGGAUUCGUCAGUUUUGGAUAGACUUUUGGCUCUGGAGAAACUGAUGAUGGGCACCCCAGAGAGAGAGAGACUCAAGUUGCUCAAAACAGUUGCCCAGUCCCGCAAAGAGAUACAGAGGUUGAAAGAGAAGCAAAAGGAGCUGGAGGAGAAGGCAGAUAUGUUGAACAAACUAACAGGAGGCCAGAGUGGACUGAACGAUGAAAGGGAUGACUCAGCAAGCAGCAUAUCUCUCUUCAAAACAGAUCUGCCCCCCCUCCAGAGGAAACAGUCCGUUUCAGCAAGACCCAAGAAACAACAGGCAAUUGUCACCCCAUUACAGGUGUCCCAGGUGCAGCCCCUGCAGGAUUGUGCUGUAGUCUGUAAGGCAUCCCAAACUAUUGGCAAGAAGAAAAAACACAUCAACACAAAGAUCUCUGAAGGUAAGGAGAACAGUAGUCUGGAAGCAGCCUUUGAGGAGGAGGCAAAUUGGGAGUCAAGGUUAGACUUGUCAUUAUUAGACCAGUCCAAGAAAAAGAUUCUCCAGACACUCAACUCAGGCUCGCUCAAAGAGUUGAAGAGUCUGCAACUCAUUGGUGACAAGAAGGCCAAACUUAUCCUGGGCUGGAGAGAAAUCAAUGGAGAUUUCACACAGGUGGAAGAUUUAAAGAAAAUUGAAGGCAUUACAGAAAAACGCUUUUCAUCUUUUAUUAAGGCCAACAUUCUAAGUGCGAUGGGGAAGUGAUAGUGUGUCUGUGAGUGAGAUGCCAUGUGGGAAGUUUUUUUGGGUUGUUUGAUCUUAAAUUUUUGUACAUAUUUCUCUUUUUUUUUUUUUUUUUUUUUACCUUUUUUUUUUUUACCUUUUUUUUUUUAAAUUUCCUGAUGUUGCAUUUAGGGCUUGUAUUUAACUGUCACUGUAUUUUUAUGGUAUGAUUUUAAUCCAGUGAUAAACAUGCUGCUUAAUAAAAGCUGCUGCAGAGACA
Messenger RNA from Ictalurus punctatus (channel catfish), 2345 nucleotides. It is a transcript of the gene kif22, whose product is annotated as kinesin family member 22. Lineage: Eukaryota; Metazoa; Chordata; Actinopteri; Siluriformes; Ictaluridae. Gene Ontology annotation, molecular function: ATP binding; microtubule binding; microtubule motor activity. The coding region runs from base 182 to 2107 and encodes 641 amino acids. Gene Ontology annotation, biological process: mitotic spindle organization; microtubule-based movement. The record is from RefSeq and is a predicted model, not a curated record. The transcript is spliced from 13 exons.